Molecule: messenger RNA, 1201 nt
Organism: Brassica oleracea var. oleracea
Lineage: Eukaryota; Viridiplantae; Streptophyta; Magnoliopsida; Brassicales; Brassicaceae
Product: 2-oxoglutarate-dependent dioxygenase DAO-like
Exons: 3
Coding region: 131-1042 (303 amino acids)
Biological process (GO): auxin catabolic process
Molecular function (GO): dioxygenase activity; indole-3-acetaldehyde oxidase activity
Source: RefSeq, a predicted model, not a curated record
AAUUCAUACACCGUACAUCAUUAGUUACGUCAUUCUCUUAGAGGAUGGUCUUCUAUAUAAGUUUGUGCAAUGGCUUGUCCUGAAGACAACGAAAACAAAACCUAUCCUAUAGUUACUGAGAGAAAACAUAAUGGCUGAUCUCAAUGAAGUCAUUCCGACAAUAGACUUGAAAGGGGUUCCGGAUGAGAAGCUGAACCAGCAGAUACGUGAGGCGAGUGAGAGAUGGGGAUGUUUCAAGGUGAUGAACCAUGGAGUUUCUUCCUCUUUGCUGUCUGAGAUGAAGAAGACUGUUACAGAUCUCCAUGAACGUCCACACGAGGUGAAAAUACGAAACACUGAUGUGAUACUAGCAAGUGGUUACAAGCCUAGAAGUGACUUAAAUCCUCUUUAUGAAUCAUUCGGUCUUUUUGACGUCGCCUCUCCACAAGCGAUCAACACUUUUUGUGACAAACUUGAGGCCUCUGCUGAACAAAGAGAGAUCAUGGUGAAGUAUGGCAAAGUUAUGGAUGGUCUUGCAAAAGAUUUAACAAGGUUGUUAGCAAAGAGUUAUGAAUUAGCGGAUCCCGAUAUAUGUAAAGAAUGGCCGAGCCAGUUUCGGAUUAGCAAAUAUCAUUUCAAUCCUGAAACAGUUGGUAAAAAUGGUUUGAUAAUACACACGGAUCCUGGAUUUUUAACAAUUGUUCACGGUGAUGACAAUGUUGGUGGACUUGAGGCCAUGGACCAUUCUUCAGGAACCUAUUACCCCAUAAACACGUCACCAAACACACUUACUGUCAACCUUGGUGACAUGGCCAAGAUAUGGAGCAAUGGGAGGCUGUGCAAUGUGAAGCAUAGAGUGCAAUGCAAAGAAGCAAAAAUGAGGAUUACCAUCUCCACCUUCCUAUUAAUACCAAUGGAUGAAGUUGUUAAACCUCCAAGUGAAUUUGUGGAUCUUGAACAUCCACGUCUAUACAAGCCUAUCAGCGAUGGAGAACUAAGGAAGAUUAGGCUAAGUAACAACAUGCAUGACGGCGAAUCUUUCCAGUUUAUAACCCUCAAAUAAUUAUAAGACCUUUAUACAAUAAGGCGGUUUGUCAUACAAAUCCAAAUCUAUAUGGGUGCUGUCAUACAAAUCCAAAUCAUGAAGAUGUUUUGUUUUCCCCUAAUAAGAGUUUUUUUUUGCCAAAUUGUUUUCCCCUAAUAAGAGUUACAAAUAAAGAUC